CGGUGAGGCGCCGGCGGCCACGCCGCGGAGGGCGCAGCGCGGGGGAGCGGGGAGUCGGGGCGCGCGCGCAUGGCGGGGGCGCCGGCGGCCGCCUGAGGGCAGCCGGGCGAGCGGAGCGGGCCACCUCGCGCAUCCCUCGAGCGACCUCGCGCCCGCGGCACCCGGCGGCGGCGGGCCGCGGAGCCGGCGCGGCCAUGGCGACGGGCACCCAGCAGAAGGAGAACACGCUGCUUCACCUCUUCGCCGGCGGAUGUGGGGGCACGGUUGGUGCUAUUUUCACUUGUCCACUAGAAGUCAUUAAGACACGGUUGCAGUCUUCAAGAUUAGCUCUUCGGACAGUCUAUUAUCCUCAGGUUCAUCUGGGGACCAUUAGCGGAGCUGGGAUGGUGAGACCAACACCCGUGACACCUGGACUCUUCCAGGUUCUGAAGUCAAUCUUGGAGAAGGAGGGACCAAAGUCACUUUUUAGAGGCUUGGGUCCAAAUUUGGUUGGAGUUGCGCCAUCAAGGGCUGUGUACUUUGCGUGUUACUCCAAAGCCAAAGAGCAGUUCAAUGGCAUUUUUGUGCCUAACAGUAAUAUUGUGCAUAUUUUCUCAGCUGGCUCUGCAGCUUUUGUCACAAAUACCUUAAUGAAUCCUAUAUGGAUGGUUAAAACUCGGAUGCAGCUAGAACGGAAAGUAAGAGGCUCCAAGCAGAUGAACACACUCCAGUGUGCUCGCUAUGUUUACCAGACAGAAGGCAUUCGUGGCUUCUACAGGGGAUUAACAGCCUCGUAUGCUGGAAUUUCGGAAACUAUCAUCUGUUUUGCUAUUUAUGAAAGUUUGAAGAAGUAUCUGAAAGAAGCUCCAUUAGCCUCUUCUACAAAUGGGACUGAGAAAAAUUCCACAAAUUUUUUUGGACUUAUGGCAGCUGCUGCAAUUUCUAAGGGAUGUGCUUCCUGCAUCGCUUAUCCACAUGAAGUCAUAAGGACACGGCUCCGAGAGGAAGGCACCAAGUACAAGUCUUUUGUCCAGACUGCUCGGCUGGUCUUCCGGGAAGAAGGUUACCUUGCCUUUUAUAGAGGACUCUUUGCCCAGCUCAUCCGGCAGAUACCAAAUACUGCCAUUGUGUUGUCUACCUAUGAGUUAAUUGUGUACCUAUUAGAAGACCGUUCCCAGUAACAGGCCAGAAAAUUGUGCUCUAGAAGAAUAAAAUUAAAAAACUAUAGAGAAAUUUUUUUUUUCCAUUGAUGUUUAGAACGUUUGAGACUGAAACAGGAAAGACCAUAAAAUAUGUGGCUCAUAUCCCGUUGGACAUUUCCUUUUGGAUUCAUGUUUUCUGGAAGGUUUAAAUUCAUUAACGUUAAUAGUUAAUUAUAACUUUUGUUUUUUAACUUAAGAGGAUUCAGGAUUAAGCAGCAACUAAAUUAAAUCACACUACUUAAUUUAAGUAUAAAUUUGGUUUGUGUCCUCUUUUAUGUUCACUGUGCUAUAAACUUACAGCUUAAGUAAUUUAGUGAAACAUGACCCUAGAAAUUCAGAGAAAACCUGCAAAAUAAAAAUACAACUUGUUUUGUCAUCUGACACUACACUGCUGAACAAGUAAGAUGUGUUGCAUUCUGGUGGCACUGGGUGGACGGGACAGGCUUCCCAGCCAUUUUUCUGGUCUGUACAUUUCCAAGUCUUGUGCAGAUUGAGAAUUUAAGGUUUCAGGGUGCUGAGUUAGAAAAAAAAUAAGUAUAACUUUCUGACGCUAAAUAUUUAAAAAAAUUUUUUUAGACUGUAAAUGUUUUUCUAAAGUUAUCCUUUAUCCCCAGUUGGAACCAGAGGCAUGAGUUUUAAUGAGUUAUUUACCAAGACUUACUCCUGGACCUAUUUCCAGAAGUUAAGCCAGGUCAACCCCCAAGCACCUUGUACGUGUCAGUCGUGAAUGUGGAAUAUGGUGACUAAUAGGCCCUUCCUGUCAGGUCUUUAACCCUGUUCUUGGAUCCCUAGCACUGGAGGAGAGGACAGUGACACAAGAUUGAUU
Molecule: messenger RNA, 2007 nt
Organism: Nyctereutes procyonoides (raccoon dog)
Lineage: Eukaryota; Metazoa; Chordata; Mammalia; Carnivora; Canidae
Gene: SLC25A33
Product: solute carrier family 25 member 33
Exons: 7
Coding region: 195-1160 (321 amino acids)
Biological process (GO): pyrimidine nucleotide import into mitochondrion
Cellular component (GO): mitochondrion
Molecular function (GO): pyrimidine nucleotide transmembrane transporter activity
Source: RefSeq, a predicted model, not a curated record